This is a messenger RNA of Thamnophis sirtalis, 2223 nucleotides long. NCBI's taxonomy places the organism in Eukaryota, Metazoa, Chordata, Lepidosauria, Squamata, Natricidae. The record is from RefSeq and is a predicted model, not a curated record.
AUGGCGGCGGCGGUGGGGCCGGUCGGGCAGGCCGCGGGCUCGUCGGUUCCGCAGCUACGACGAGGCCGAGGUCGUCGUCGCCGGGACGAGGCCGUCCCCGCAGAUGACGACGGAGACCCCCCGGAGAGCCCUGCGCGGCGCUCGGGCCAGCGGGAGGGCCCCGCCGGAGACCCGGGCCCUCCGCGAGUGAGACAGUUUCAGAUCCAGAACAUACUUUGUGGCUACUUCCUGACCAAAACAGAAUUGCCCAGUAAAAGUGGGCUGGACAAUCUUUACCCCAAUGUUUCUUUGGCAUUCAUUAAGGGCAUCGCUCAGUACUCUUCCUCACUGGCAACGUCUGAAGACACCCCUCCUGUGCCAGCUCAGAAGCCUCGGACUCAGCCGGCACCUAAACCCACGGAGGCUUCCGUGGGAGUGAAGAGACGCAAGCGGAAACGGGUCUUGAAAUCCAGAACUUUUGUGGACGACGAAGGCUGCAUCGUGACGGAAAAAGCCUACGAGAGUCAAUCUUGCACGGAGAGCGAAGAGGACGUCCGCACCAAGCCCGCCGCAGCUCCCAAGGCCCCUGUUGGCCCCCCGAAAAAAGACCCCAAGGAGGAGAAGAGAGGCACCAAGAAAGGGGGGCUGGCCCCUGGCAAGGCCAAUAAGCAGGCCUCCAUCAUGGGCUUUUUCCAAAAGAAAUGACCCUCCGAGGAUUUGCAGGAUUUGAGCGAACCUCUCAUCUCGGAGGCCUGGGAUUUGCUCCGUAGCCGAGGUCUCGGGAUCCAGGCGGUGGGACUUGGGAAGCUUCUGAUUCUGAAAUUAGGCGGGACUCUGGGCGCUGGACGACUUGCACGGGGCAGCCAGGCGCUUAGGAGUUUUCGACCGAAGACCGUACGCCUUCCUCGAUUUUUUUUUAAAGCUUUUAGAGGCUGGUCCUCCACAAAUGGAGGUACUCCACAUCUUGUGCUCAGAAAUUGAACAGCUGUCCCUCCUUCUCAGGGGCGGAUUUGCAAUCCCUUCCUGGAAACGGGGAGGUGGGGCUAUCUUCUCUCUUGGGAGGGGGGUCCUCUUUGGGGCCAUGUUGCCCCCUCGUUGGCAAGAGGUCCGUGGGGUCUCCAGCCUGAAGAAGCCAGCAGAGAUGCCUCCAAGAAGAUCCAGGCGAUCUCCCUUUCAUGAAGCCCCAUAGAAGGCCUCAUGAUCCCGCAGGACUUGUUUCCAAGAAGACCCCCACCCACCCCCAACGAAAUCUCAUCCGCUAGGACUGGCAGCUGGAAACAUCUGGGCCCGCCCUCUUCAAGGAUCUCCACUGCCUAGCCCAGCAAGACCCCUCUGUUCUCCAGGAACAAUGGCCAAGUGGAGAUGGUUGAGGGACACUUUGGUCUUCUAAGAAGGCCGCCUACUGACUACUGAUUCCUUCAACGGAACCCUCCGGAUUCCUCAGAUCUUGCUUUGGAUCCAGGAAAGAUUUGACCCCAGCCUCGGAAAGAUCCCCCAGCAUGGGAAUCAGCCACGGCUGGCUCCCUUUAAGCCCCCUACUCGGAUUGGUCAUUGUGAAUUCUUCAUAAUGAGAAACCUUUCAGGAUUGGCCAGGAGCGCCGUUGGGGUAGAAGAUGCUAACUACCUGCUUCCCAACAUGGUUACACAAACCAGUGGCCAUGGUUCCCCCCCCUCUCCAAAUAAUGUGCCUUUGGCUUGGACCCUCUUUGGGGCGUGGGGGGGGGGGAUGUACAGCAGCCCCUCCCACAAACUGGGAUGAAGAGAUGCGUGAAAAAUUGGCAGUUUUUUUGCUAUUUUGGGGCAGGGUCUGCUUAAGAAAUUGGCCGUUGUUAUCGAAGGAAAACACUUCUGGAUUGAAAGGCCCGACUCCAAAGAAAUGAAAGAUCUACAGAGGCCUCACCUGUAGGUACAACAGCCAGCCCUACUCAGCUGCUUGUGACAAAAAUCACAACUGCCUCUCGGAUUACCAUUUUCCGGCCCUCUGCCGUGUCUCUUCCUUUCCAACUUCUCCAGGAGUUUUCCCAUAAGUGGGUAGUGUUAUUUUCCCAGGUUUUGUCCACGGGAAAAUUAUCUCAAUAGGGGAGAGGAAAAGGAGCGGGAAUUCGGGUCAGAUGUUCCCGGGCUCCUACACCAGGCAAGUGUCGUACAAACACACACACACACAUACCCCAGAUGGGCACAGUUCUAGCGGUCGCUGGGGUGAUUUUUGCAGCCAAAUAACGGUAGUUGAGUUACAGGCCCAUG